This is a messenger RNA of Ziziphus jujuba (common jujube), 588 nucleotides long. Its product is annotated as protein FAR-RED IMPAIRED RESPONSE 1-like. Gene Ontology annotation, biological process: regulation of DNA-templated transcription. Lineage: Eukaryota; Viridiplantae; Streptophyta; Magnoliopsida; Rosales; Rhamnaceae. The record is from RefSeq and is a predicted model, not a curated record. The transcript has a single exon. Bases 1 to 588 code for a protein of 195 amino acids.
AUGGGUAACUGUCCGCCAAAAACAAUCUAUACCGACGAGUCUGAAGCCAUUGCUAGUGUAGUAAAGGUGGUGUUUCCAGAGACAGAGUACCGUCUUGGUAUGUGUUAUAUCACUGAAAAUGCUAAAAAACACCUUUCCACAUGUUAUGAGCGCUGCCUUAAUUUUGAGAGCACUUUCAAUAGAUGUAUCUUUGAAUGUUCUUCAAAGCAAGAGUUUGAAUCAGAAUGGAAUUUGUUACUAGACAAAUAUGGCCUCCUAGGGAAUUCAUGGCUUAAUAGGCUAUUUGCGUUAUGCGAAAAAUGGUCUCAUUUGUUCUUUAACAAUAAGAAGACCUUCACUGCUGGAGUAGAAUCAAUAUUAAACAGCAUGACCAUUAAUACUGUUUUUCAAACUUCAGAGGGUACUGACAUCAUGACUUUACCCGGUUUUGUUCAACAAUGUGUUCAAGAAGCAGAGAAGAGGCGUUUAGAAGAAACAAAUGAAGAUUUUUGUACUUGCAAUGAAACAGUGUUUUCUAAAUCAAGAAAAGGGUUGGAGAAGCGAGGAGGAUAUAUAUACUGGCACAAUAUUGAGAAUGUUCAAGAAUGA